Aspergillus wentii DTO 134E9 is the source of this 2112-nucleotide messenger RNA. Its product is annotated as 6-phosphofructo-2-kinase PFK26. Gene Ontology annotation, biological process: fructose metabolic process; fructose 2,6-bisphosphate metabolic process. Gene Ontology annotation, cellular component: cytosol. The transcript is spliced from 2 exons. Gene Ontology annotation, molecular function: 6-phosphofructo-2-kinase activity; ATP binding. The record is from RefSeq and is a predicted model, not a curated record. Bases 1 to 2112 code for a protein of 703 amino acids. Lineage: Eukaryota; Fungi; Ascomycota; Eurotiomycetes; Eurotiales; Aspergillaceae.
AUGGCUCAGCAUUCUGAUAUCGCACGGUCGGCCAUCAUGACGUGUGCGUCGACCCCCGAGUCCUCGCGCGCCUCGGCCAACGCCAGCAACGGCGUCACUUCCAAUGGGGUGAAUAAUAAACAUAAUGAUAAUCCCGGGAAAGAUGCCAGCCUUAAGCCUCCCCCAAAGACUGUUGUCGGAAGAGCGCUAGGGAACGACCUGCAUUCCGAUGCCCACAAGGGAUCGCAGGUGUCCAAGGAUGGUGUCGGGUUUGCCCUAACAGACACUCCGAUUUCUACCGCACCGCCGUCUCCACAGAUUUCGGCCAGUACUCAGCCAGCCACUCCCAGUCGGGUUCGUGCAACUACUCUCGACAUCCCCGGUCUCACCAAGUCCAAGGUCUCUCCCGAUGGCCGUAUCUCCCAGCGGGAUGUCGGUUCCAAGUUGGUCAUUGUCAUGGUCGGUCUCCCCGCUCGGGGUAAGAGUUACGUGACCAAGAAGCUGUCCCGAUACCUCAAUUGGUUGCAGCAUGAUACACAUAUCUUCAAUGUUGGAGAGCGCCGUCGCGUGGCAGCGGGCAAAUCUCCGUCCCCGGCCAAGUUCCCUCAGGAUAAGAGAACUAGCUCGGUCCAUAACGACCUUGUUGACUCUGUGCGGCGCCUGAGCGUCAGCGUUGGCACCAUGAACCCGCCUGCUGACAACAUUUCGCCUCCCGAGACAGACUCGUCCCUUCCACCGCCGGUUGUGCCCGCCAAGAUUCUGGUCAAUGGAAAGGAAGAAGAGCCUCCAUCAGGUCUGCAGAAUGGAAGCACCGUUGUGCCUUCUAUUGAUGCCGGUCCUCAGGAUGAAGAAGCCAUUCGCGAGGCGUCUCCGGAGCCCAUGGACCAGACCGCAAACUUCUUCGAUCCCCAAAACCAGCGUGCUGUAAAGAUGAGAGAACAGGUGGCUUUGGACACCCUUGACGAACUCUUGGAUUAUAUUCUCGACGAGGGCGGCAGUGUGGGCAUCCUGGAUGCGACCAAUAGUACGAUGGAACGUCGGAAGUCCAUUGUCGACCACAUCCGCAAGCGUGCUGGACCAGAGCUGGGAAUCUUGUUCCUUGAGAGCAGCUGUGUGGAUCAAGAUCUACUGGAAGCCAACAUGCGCUUGAAGCUCUCUGGUCCCGAUUACAAGGGCCAAGAUCCUGUCACGGCGCUGGAAGAUUUCAAGAAGCGAGUGUCUCUUUACGAAAAGUCCUACGUGCCACUUGGCGAGUAUGAGGAAAGAAAUGGCAUGGCAUACAUUCAAAUGAUUGACGUGGGGCGUAAGAUGGUUUCACACCAAACAAACGGAUUCCUAUCUUCGCAGGUCGUCUACUAUCUCCUUAACUUCAACCUCUCGCCACGCCAAAUCUGGAUCACGAGACACGGCGAGAGCAAGGAUAACCAACUCGGCCGCAUCGGAGGCGAUUCGGAACUGAGCGAGAAUGGCCGCCGAUAUGGUAAGGCUCUUAAUCGGUUUAUCGAUCACCAACGUCGCCAGUGGGAGUUGUACCAGAGACAAAAGGAUCUUUUGCGACACUUCCCACCCCGUCCCGGUGACAGCACCCCUCCGAACCCAUCGUACGUUCCCAGGGACCGCCCCCGCAAUUUCUGUGUUUGGUCCUCGAUGAUGCAACGCUCCGUGCAGACCGUCGAGCAGUUUAAUGAAGACGAGUACGAUGUGAAGCAAAUGAAGAUGCUGGAUGAGCUACACGCAGGAAAAAUGGAGGGUAUGACUUAUGACGAGAUCCGCCAGCAGUACCCAGAGGAAUACUCUAUCCGCAAGAAGAAUAAGUUGUUCUACCGCUAUCCUGGCCCUGGAGGUGAAGGGUACCUUGACAUCAUCAACCGUCUUCGAGCCGUGAUCAUUGAGGUUGAGCGGAUGACUGACCAUGUCCUCCUGGUCAGUCACCGAUCAGUCGCGCGUGUGCUGUUGGCAUACUUCCGGGGUCUGAAGCGAGACGAGGUCGCUGAUUUGGAUGUUCCACUGGGAAUGUUGUACAUGCUUGAGCCCAAACCUUAUGGUGUUGAAUUCAAAGCCUACCGCUACAACCCGACCAGCGACUGGUUCGACUAUAUUCCCGAUUAUGAAAUGCGCCAGGCGACCUAUUAG